GACUCAUAUGUCAGGCCAAUUACUCACCCCGGAGAAGCUAUGGUGGUUAGGAAGAUUUUGUAUAGCCCGUCGCAAAUUGCAAUUAAAGCUUCUACAAGUACAUCACCAAUUAUAAAUACCGAUCUUGGCUCCUGGCUCUUCGACUUAUAUCAUAGUGAUUGUCUAUCAAAUAAGUUUCUCUUUUUAAGUUAAUAAUUGCCAGUACUAUUACUACCCUAACCUACCUUAGAGUUACCUACUAGGUAUAUAUCACAAUGUCACAUCAAUCCGCCUCGUCUGUACCUACCAUGACUCCACGACGACCAUCAACCGGCUCAGAGAAAACUCUAGUUGAUACUCUGACUCAGAAAGUCGAUGCCUCCGAGAGGGAUGAUGACCAGAAGUCAUCCUUAGAUGCACGAUCCACGCGAAGCCAACGUAGCACCAGUUCGGUCCGAAGCGUAAUGGACAAGGCGGCGAAGAAGGUCAAGUCAAAGCUUGGGGGGGAAAGCUCGACCUCUGACGCUAAACCCAAGUCGAAGCCCAAGCCCAAGCAGCCGGCACAAGAUCCAUACCCGGAUACGGUCUAUAUGUGGCGAGCACUUGCAGAAACCAGGCUUUGAGCACGGUUACCCCUAUUCCUUACCGUACGGAGAGACAGCUUGCGACUUCGCGCGGGUUAUUCGAUAUGAUAUCGACGCAGGUCAAUUGCCAACUAGACUCUGCUAUGGGCAUGGCUUGCGUCAUGAUACCCCAUCAUAUCAUUCUCCUGAAGUCAUUCUUCGACGACACGAACACACAUACAUGCUUGGGUACCUGGUUUUAUAUACGAUUAAUAUCUAUUUGAGAGUAGUUUUGGAGUGGAGGAAUACAACUUGGUCGGUGAUAACGAAGUUAAACAUGAUCGGAUACUUAUGAGGAAUCAGGGAUGAGGAGGCUGUGCUAUGUUCUUUCGAUUAUAUCGCCACCUUGGCAUACUUAGACUGCUAAGAGAAUGAUGCUAGGGGACUAUUUGUUUCGUUAUUGGUUGUUGUUGUUAGUUUCAGUAACACUCAACAUUCAUUUACAUUUUUAAUACUACCUACCUACCUACACAUAAUUCAUGAAAGUGACUGUAAAGAGAUUGAUUAUGCCAUUGUAGAUUGCUUUG
Molecule: messenger RNA, 1129 nt
Organism: Annulohypoxylon maeteangense
Lineage: Eukaryota; Fungi; Ascomycota; Sordariomycetes; Xylariales; Hypoxylaceae
Exons: 4
Coding region: 255-602 (115 amino acids)
Source: RefSeq, a predicted model, not a curated record